This is a messenger RNA of Strongylocentrotus purpuratus (purple sea urchin), 6807 nucleotides long. RefSeq names its product WASH complex subunit 2. The transcript is spliced from 2 exons. Bases 639 to 3071 code for a protein of 810 amino acids. The record is from RefSeq and is a predicted model, not a curated record. Lineage: Eukaryota; Metazoa; Echinodermata; Echinoidea; Camarodonta; Strongylocentrotidae.
CCCCUCCAGCUGACGGCAGUGGACUAACUCUGAAUGGUACGCAGAAUGGACCUUCAAAGGGAGGGAGUCCAGCAUAUGGAACAUCUUCCUCUGGUAUGUUACCACACAUGUAAUUUAAAGUCACCCAGUCGUCCGUCACAGAUUCUUCUCAGAAGGGUUCCAAGCUGAGCGGUGCUGAGGGAACUACCACAGCACCGACCGAGCAGGUCAACAACCUACCCAAUGGCACCCUGCACACGCUGCUCAGUGGAGGCUCCAUCAACGUUCCAUUGAACGGCACUCCCUUCCAGCUUCCGGUGAACAGGGACUCUAUUUACACCCAGUUGAAUGGGGGUACAGUUCACACCCCACCCAAUGGCAGCACCACCACCAAUGCUACGUUCAACAAUGUUACAGCGCCAGUUGUCGGUGGGAACGGGGUUUUUAAUUUGAACCUGAGCAACGGUAUUGGUCUCUUGAAUGGCAUACCCGUUCAGUUUGGCAUCAAAACGCCUGGAAAUGUGGGUGGGAACAGACUCGGAAAUGGGGUCAUUCAACUAGGUAAUGGAAUUGGAACAUACGCCACCGGUGCUGGCAGCAUCAGGGGUGUAGGCAAUGGCUUUGUGGGUGGUGGUGGUGGUGGUGGUGGUGGAGGUGGUAUGGGCAAUGGUGUAGUUCUCACAGUUCCCCCUAGCAAUGUCCAACUGAUGCCCGUGCCCAAGCUGGCUUAUUCUGUAGGGGCUGUUUCAGCUGUGGCGUCUGUCCAAAACAUUCCGUCGCUGCAGGUAGCCCAGGGGCCCAUUACGUUUGCUGUGCGCAAUAGUGCCCUUUCCACUCCUGUGCUGUCCAAACCAAUCCUCUCCAAUCCUACACUCACCAUCUCUCCUCUCACCAAUCCUACCCUCGCCCAACCUGCUCAGACGAAACCAAACCUGGCCAACCCUACCAUUACCAAGCUCGGUGGUGGAGUCAUCCCGGAGAAGGUUGCAGAUUUCAUCCGUCGGAACUUCAUCAACAUCAAACCUAAACAGUCUGGAGCUCAAAUGAUUCCCAUCAAGGUUGAAGCUCUGCCAACAUUGCUUAAAGUCAAUACUUCAUCAACCGUCGCAACUGAUCCAAAGGUGGAUGAUCUGAUCAAGGUUUGUAAACUGACAUCACCAAAUGGACAGUCAAGCAUCGGUGCCAAGACAGAGGGCACGGAGGAAGAGUUUGUUUUGACAAGAGUUUUGCAGUCUAUGGCCAUCAUCAAACAGCUGCAGACCAGCAAGUUCUUACCAGAAGAGCUCUGCAAGAAGAUCGCCCCGCUUUGUGAGAAGAUCGUUCUGUCCUCGACGACCAUGGAGGACAAGGAAGAUCUGUCAAGGGAGGUGGAUGCCAUCCUAAAGGCAGAGGCAAAGGAUGCUUUGAAGCUCUUCAACGAAACAACAGACCUGAAUGACAACAACAAUGCACAAUCAGAUGCUGCAGAGGGAGAGAGUGGGGACGCCAAAGCUAUAGACCAAUUCUUACACAGCCUGGCAAAGCGCAUCAAGUACAUACAAUCGCGGCUGACCUCUCGUAGCAUUGACCCCAUCAGCAUGGCUGAGAUUGUUCCUCUGUGCCAAGACAUCUGUGAUCCGCAGCUCACCCUCACCAGGAAAGUGAGCUGCAUCAGGGAGAUCGAAGACAAGAUCAAGACGUACGAGACGGGGGCCUGUUCUCGAAGCCAAGCAGCAACGCCUGUGGACAUCGCUGCCAUGCCGCAGGAGAUUGAGGUAGAUGAGGAUGCAUGUAUGUACUUCAAGCUUCAGCUGGAGGACGGAAGCAGUGUCAUGGUCAACAUAAAUGACCUCGAGGAUUCGUACCAAUCCAUCUCCGACCUUGGCCGAUUAACCAUCAGGGUCAAACGCAUGAACGACAAAGAUAUCAAGAAUGAGAAGAGGAAGUUUAAACGAAGGAAGGUUUUAUCUGAUGAAAAGGGAACAGGAAAGGAAAAGGCAACCCCAAAGCCAUCCACAGAGGCAAUACCAAAGGCAAUCACAGUGGCAACCACAGAGGCAACCCCAAAGGCAAUCACAGUGGUAACCACAGUGGCAACCCCAAAGGAAAACCCACAGGCAACCCCAAAGGCAGCCCCACAAUCAACCCUAAAGGCAACCACACAGGCAACCACAGUGGCAACCUCAAAGGCAACCCCAGUGGCAACCACAAAGGCAACCACAAAGGCAAUCCCAAAGGCAACCACACGGACAACCCUAAAGGCAACCACAAGGGCAACCCCACAGGCAACCCCAAAGGCAACCCCAAAGGCAACCCCAAAGGCAACCACACAGGCAAUCCUAAAGGCAACCACAAGGGCAACCCCACAGGCAACCCCACAGGCAACCCCAAAGGCAACCCCAAAGGCAACCCCACAGGCAACCACACAGACAACCCUAAAGGCAACCCCAAAGGCAACCCCAAAGGCAACCACACAGGCAACCCUAAAGGCAACCCCAAAGGCAAACACACAGGCAACCCUAAAGGCAACCACACGGACAACCCAAAAGGCAACCCCACAGGCAACCCCACAGGCAACCACACAGGCAACCCUAAAGGCAACCCCAAAGGCAAACACACAGGCCACCCUAAAGGCAACCCCAAAGGCAAACACACAGGCCACCCUAAAGGCAACCCCAAAGGCAACCCCAAAGGAAGCCCCAAAGACUACCCCAAAAGCUACCACACAGGCAACCUCACAGGCAACCCCAGAGGCCACCCUAAAGGCAACCACACAGACAACCACAAAAGCAACCACACAGACACUCCUUAUCACAACCACAAAGGCAACCACAAAGGCCACCCCACAGGCAACCCCAAAGGCAGCCACAAAUGCAGCCCCAAAGGCAACCACAAAUGCAACCACAAAGAAAACCGCACAGGCGACCACAAAGGCAACCACUAAGGCAACCACAAAGGCACUCCUUAUCACAACCCCAACAAAGGCAACCACAAAGGUAACCACAAAGGCAACCACAAAGGCACUCCUUAUCGCAAGACCAAAAGCAACCCCAUCCGUUACCAAUAAGAGGAAAUCUCCCAGGGAUGCAAACAAUGGUAAGAAAAAGAAGUAACUAUUCAAUGAUAGUUGUAUUCUGCAGUCAGCCUGACAAGACUGAUAGCAGAAUGCCAGCAGACUGAACAGAAAAUUACAUUACAAUGAAGUAGCCCAGUAUCUAUCGAAAAGCAGUUGGUUUGGGUCAGUUUGGGGGUGUGACUUGGCUAUUACCCUUCAUAGCUUCAUCGAUUUUCAUUUAUGACCCGAUUAUUAAAUAUCCAAGAUUGCAGUUGCUGAAUUUGAUGUUUUGAGGAGUACCUCUUGCACUGUCCAUGCAUUCAAAGAGGAAUCUAUUACAGUCAACCUGCUUUAGUGACCACCUGUCUACAAAGACCACCUGUCUACAAAGGCCACAUUUGUUGUUUCCCUUGAAAAUGGUUUCUCAUUGAAUCAUGUACUAAAGGAACCUGUCUACAAAGACCACCUGUCUACAAAGGCCACUCUUUGUGUUUCCCUUGGGCGGUUGCUUUAGACAGGUUUGACUGUAUUUUAAUACAUGAACCGAACUACGGUGAAGCAAUAGUCAUGUUUUAAAUGUUCAGGUGGAAUUUUUGUGAUCAGAGAUUCUUAUAACAGUUUCAACUGACUUACAUGUAGGUUUUGCAUUUUUUAACGAAUAAUGUGUUUCAAAGAUAAGGGGAAAAUAGAGAACUUUAUGAAUAAUGCAACUGCACACAGGGAAUCCCAUACACACGCUCAACUUGUAUAAUCUAUGUAGAUAAAGUAUAGUUGAACAUGUGUAUAGAAAGACCAUUAAAGGUAGACACAACGUUAGGUUUUUAUAGGCAGAUGGGUCUUUAUACGAAGGUUUCCUGUAACACAUGUUUUUCAUGAGAAGCAUCGCAUCGAGGGAAACUGAAAAUAUGGUCUUUGUAGACAGGUGAUGACUAAGAUGAGAUUGAUUGUAUUUACAAAUGGACCUCAAUUAUCUGUAUACAGUGUGAUUUGAUGAUAACUGCUCACAUGUAUUGUCCCCAGCUCGAGUUAUCCUGAGCUUAAUUUACGAUUGAACUAAGUUACUCCACCUAAAGGGAAGUUUGUUCUGGAUCUGUGUAAUCAAUUAACAAGUGAUAGAUGUGAUGUCUUGGGAGUACCGGUAUUUGUUUUUGAAGAUUGGAUAACUAGAGGGAUUUUGUUUUAAAAAGUUGGUUUUGGAAAUGGAAUUAAAAUUUGUUGAAGCAAAGUAAAGGAAAGAAUGUUUUAUUGAUCUAGUUGUAACUCUCUGAUAAUCAUUUCAUGGGAAAUUUAGACAAUUGAUGCACAAUCAGCAUUACUCCAUGGAUAUGUAAGCCUGAAGCUGUCUCAUUUGGAGCUUUAUACUGGCUAGCAUUAGUUAUCUUGGGCAAGCAACUGAUUAUUCUUCAAAAGAAUGGCCCGAUUGGUGUGAGCUUACAGAAGAUACAUGGUAGCGACUAGCGAUGGGAGGAGUUAGUGAUAAGUCAGAGCUUGGGACUCAUCGAUUGAGCCUUUUAGAGUGUUCAUGCAUGAGCACUAUGUGAGGUCUUGGCUUAGAUGGUGGGUGCCUGUUCUUGGCGAUCCCUGGAAAGGUUUUUACACUAGUGAAAAGCGGAAAGAUGUGUCAUCUCUCAAGAAAGAUGUGUCAUCUCUCAAGAAAGAUGAUGCAAGACUAACAGACAUUUACAAGUUUCUGUGUUAGAAUUUGAGAGUUGUUUAAUAUACAAAGUUUGCAUGAGAUACCUGAAGAGUUAAACGAUAUACUGUUUAGGAAAGAGUGAAAUGUUUUGAGAUGUUACGGUAACCAACUAAUUAUACCUCUGAUUUAUAUGGAACUAUUUGAAUGUAGUCGAUGUAGUGGAUGAACGAAGUAUCAUUGGCAUUUAUUAUCCUAUAACCAAGUGUAAGUUAUUGAUGUACAAAGUAUUUGUUUGAUAAUUAUUGGACAACUUUUUUCUUUUUUUUAGAGCCGAGUGCUCAAAAUGUGUUUUGAAACUGUGUAAAGUAUGUUAGUUAGAAGGACACGGAAGCACUUCAAGGAGGUGAUUUUCCAUGUAUGUUACAAGGUCAUGGAAGUGUACAUUACAGACAUUGAAAUUAACAUGUAAUUCACAUGUGUUUUGCAUCUUAAUGCUCUAGUGUACAUUACAGGCUGUGUGUAUAAGAAUUUACAUGGAAGGGUUUUUGAUAUCUGCACAUUGAUAUUUGUGUGACUAUUUCUUGGGAUUGGAAUAUCUAUACAUAUCCUUUUUUCAAUACCAGUAGAAUUUUGCUUUGUAGAUGAUGAAAUAGUAUAAUCCUUAUUGUGAUUUUUGAUGUAUAAGGAACAAUUAAGUUAUUGAAAUUUCGUAGGCAUUCUGUAUUAAACCUAACUUGCAAUCCCUUGUGCACAUAGGCUAAUGUGAAUAGCUAAUUAAGUUAUUAUCUGGCAGCCUUUUUGUAUUAUCUUUUUUUAAUUAACGUGACAAGCAUCCAUGUUCAAUUAGUGAAAUGGCCAUUUGCGUGUAGCUAAUUUUAUAAUCUUGCCCAAUUCUGCAAGUAUUUUGCUGUCUUUAAUUGUUCUUCAUCUAUCAGAGCUCCCAGCUAAACCUGUGUAAGUAAAUCAGGUGGAAAUUGGAAAAUGAGUUCCCUCUCUUUUCUUUAAGUCGGGGGAGCAGAAAAGGCAGAAAUAACUGCAUGCAAUGAAGAAUUCUUCACUAAAAAUGACAUUUGUCAACCUUCUGUAUAGAGGCGGUCAGUGGAGCAAGAUGUAGUCUCAGCAGAACAACCAUAGAUAGAGAGAGGUUUUCAGUCUAGCAAAAGAAAAGAAAAACAUUAAAAUCUGGGACAUAUCUAGAAAUCUCAUUGCCCCCCCCCCCCCCAGUAAAUACAUGUAGUUAAUCUCUUAAAUUCUAUCUCAUUAGGAGCACAUCCUCUGGGCGAUUGGCCGAUGUUUCAAAGUAGGUUGAAACGAGGAUCUUCAACUUUGAAAUUCCAUCAGACAUACGUCAGGGAAAAUCUGGGAAUUUUAUGCUUGGUCCCCUAUGUGUGUAUCAGAGAGAUGGAAAAAAUAAGGGGGAGCGGUUACCGGUAAAUUGUUCGGUGAUUGAAAUAUAUCAGCAAAAAUUGUGCUUCUAUUGUUUACAAAUAUUUUGUUCUUCCAUGAUAAACCCGCCCAAAAAAUAUUUUAACCUUAGUCUGGUGUCCUCACACAAGUUUGGAGCUACCAGAAAAUUUGCAGAUGUUCUCAGCUUUUGGAGUAAUGACCAUGAAUGCACUUAUUUAUGAAGUUAUAUGUUUUAAGGCAAUGCACAAUAUGUUGUAAGAUUGUUGUGUUUAUUAAAGCUACUCAAAUAGAUUGAGGGGGGGGGGGGGGUAACCAUGUGUACAUUACUUAGUAAUUUAGGGUUUAAAAUAGCUCAGAUGUCUUGGAAAUUAAAGUAGAUCGACAGCUCUACCCCCAGGCUGAAAUUGUUCAUCCCUUGAACCCUCAGAAAAUACAUAUAGAACAUUUUGUUGGUCUCAUGGACUGUUGGUCCUGCCUGCCGUUCGGCCUUCAUGGGUUGUCCCUCUCAUGGGCAGUAGCCAAAAGAUCAGGAUAUGACUACAGUAUACCAAAUUAUUGCUAGAGAGUAGACCUCUAAUAAAUACUCCUACCAUCGAUGAGUCCUUUAAACCAUGUAUUGUUACUGUUCAAAUGUUCUGCUUUUGUUAAGCCAUGCGAAGUUUGCAUGUGCUCUGUAUGUCCAUCUACCGGUAGUUAUUGUUCAAGUUUGUUUUUUGGGUAUUGUCUGUUUUAUAAAACAUGUUCAUGUAAA